Molecule: messenger RNA, 165 nt
Organism: Blastocystis hominis
Lineage: Eukaryota; Bigyra; Opalinata; Blastocystidae
Exons: 3
Coding region: 1-165 (54 amino acids)
Biological process (GO): translation
Cellular component (GO): ribosome; cytosolic large ribosomal subunit
Molecular function (GO): structural constituent of ribosome
Source: RefSeq, a predicted model, not a curated record
AUGCUCUCUUUGCCUUCCCAGAAGUCGUUUAGAACGAAGAAGAUUCUCGCUAAGAAGAUGAGACAGAACCGCCCCCUCCCUCAGUGGUUCCGUCUGCGUACUGAUACCAAGAUUAGAUACAACGCUAAGCGUCGACAUUGGAAGCGCACGAAGCUCGGUAUCUAA